Molecule: messenger RNA, 5076 nt
Organism: Drosophila serrata
Lineage: Eukaryota; Metazoa; Arthropoda; Insecta; Diptera; Drosophilidae
Source: RefSeq, a predicted model, not a curated record
GUUUGGAACUCAACGUGACAAAUCGAAGAUGCCGCCACAGACUAAGGAAGAUGAGCUCGACCAAAGGAAAGUGUUAAUUCCGGACUGGCUGAAGGCAGAAGCCUUCGAAGAUCUACUCAGAAAGGAUGUCAAGGAUUACAAGGCGACGAAGGCCCUAAGGGCUAAAGCAGGUGUCCCUGCUGGGGAGAAUUAUGCCACCAUAAUGCUGAGAGUGGAGCUGGAUGUGGAGACCAAAGAUAAAAACCAAGUCACCAAGGCCUUCAUGCUGAAGACUCCCCAUCAAUCUGAAGCCUAUCGCAAGGUGAUCGAAAAGUCAAACAUCUUCGAUGUAGAGCUUGGAAUGUAUCUGGAAGUGGUUCCUGAACUGGAGCAGCUAUAUCGGGAUGCGGGUCUCGAGGUGAAGUUUGGUGCCAAAGCUUACGAGAUCCCAGUCACCGAUUACCAUGUCCUUUUGGAGGAUCUCAGGCCACGCGGCUUCAGAAACGUGAAUCGGCUCGAGGGCAUGGAUCAGGAGCACACUGAGAGUGUCCUGAAGAAAAUGGCCCAAUGGCAUGCGGCAUCUGCAGUUCGCGUGGCGACCAAAGGACCUUACGAGGAGAAAUUUACCAAGGGUUUUCUGAAGAACGAGGAAAUCGUGGAUGCAUUCUGUUGCCGAAACGUAAAGGUUUUCCUAGAGAACGUCCAUCUAGUUAAGGGUUAUGAGACUUACCUAAAGGAUUUGCAUAUCGCAGCUGACAAGUUAUUGGAUAUUGUAAAUGAGCUUAACGAUCCAAAGCCUGACGAGUUCAAUGCCCUGAACCACGGUGAUGGUUGGUCCAAUAACAUCAUGUUCCAGUACAACGAGAAGAACGACAUCUUGGACACAUACUUCGUCGACCUUCAAUUGCCCAAGUGGGGUACGGUGGCACAGGAUCUGUACUACUUCCUGCUGUCCUCCACUAGUUUGGAUGUAAAAAUAUCGAAGUUCGACUACUUCAUUUGGUUCUAUCACUCCGAGUUGGUUAAGCACCUGAAGCUGCUGAAGUACUCGAAAACCCUACCCACUCUAAGAAGUAUCCGAGACACACUCUCCAAGUACAAUGCAUGGGCCUUCUUAUGCUCCUCUACCAUAAUGCCAUUCGUCCUUCUUGAUCCCAGCGACGAUGCUGAUUUUGAAAAGGUCCUGGCUGACGACAACUCCGACUUUAAGACGUCGUUGUACGUGAAUCCUAGGUUCCUCAGGCAUAUGGAAGUACUUUUGCCAUGGCUGCAGCAUCGAGGAGCAUUGGAAGCCUUCAGUUUAUACACAAUGACGGACGAGGCCACAACUAUUCCACUGCCGGCUUGGCUGAAGGCAGAUCUCUUCGAGAAGUUGCUGUCGGAACGUUUCGGGGACAAGUAUGUGGGAAUCAAGAGCUUCGAGCCGGUGGCCGGUCUGAGUCCAGGGGAAAAUUACUCCACCAUCAUGCUGCGUCUACACUUCGAAGUGGAACUGAAGGAUCACGUCAUCGAGAAGGUGAGCUACAUGCUGAAGACGCCUCACGACUUCGAGAUGUACCGCGAAAUCCUGAGGAAGAACAACAUGUUCGUGGUGGAGCGGGACGUCUUCUUGCAGGUGAAGCCCGAGCUGGAGAAGAUGUACGAGGACGCGGGUCUUAGGGUUCAGUUCGGGGCCAAGGCCUACGAAAUUGAUGCUCCCGAUGAGUACGUCUUGCUGCAGGAUCUCAAACCGUUCGGCUUCAAGAAUGUGGAUCGUUUGGAGGGUCUGAACAUGGCUCACACCAAGAGCGUUCUCAAGAAGAUGGCCCAGUGGCACGCGGCCUCGGCCAACAGGCUUCACCUGAAGGGUCCAUACACCCAGCACUACCUACAGCCAACCUACACCGACUCUAUGAAGGACAAUAUCGAGCAGGUGGCCGAGACCCUGGGAAAGUACUUCCUGAAGUGCCUGCCCCUCUACGAGGGAUACGAGGAAUACAGCGAGGCGGUGCACAAGAUGCAGCCCAAGAUAGUGGACCUGAUGUAUGCAAUGAACACUCCCGAUCCGGAGGAUUUCAAUGCCCUGAAUCACGGAGAUUGCUGGACGAACAACAUCAUGUUCCGGUACGAGGGCGAGAACCCCGAACCGGCGGAAACCUACUUUGUAGAUCUGCAGCUCCCGAAGGUCACCUGUGUGGCCCAUGAUCUUAUCUACUUCCUUCUGGGAUCCACGCAAUUCGACAUCAAGUUGUGUAAAUUCGAUUACCUCAUCAAGUACUAUCACGAUCAGCUGAUAGAGCACCUGGCCCUCCUCAAGUAUCCCCAGGCGAAGACCCCCUCGCUGCGGUUCCUACACACUCAACUGCUGAAAUACGGACGCGUUGGCUACCAGACUGUCCUGAUGCUCUGUCCACCGGUAUUACUCGAUCGCACCGAUGAGGCCAAUCUGACCGACUUUGUCACCGAAUCGGAAAAUGGCGAUGGCCUUAAAAUGGCGAUGUACUCCAAUGAUCGAUAUAAAAAGCAUGUUAGCGCCAUCCUCACCUGGAUGAACAAUCGCGGAGCAUUCCAAGCCACAAAUGGACAUAAUGGGACACCUGUCGAGGACCUGCCCAAAUGGGUGAGCAACAUUACACUGGCAAAGGCGAUUAACGCCACGACUGGUAUUGUUGAGAGCAUCGGUCCAAUUACUGUAGUGAAAGGCAGCAGCGAGGGCGAGAACUAUUCCUCCCAGUUCCUGCGAUUGUUGGUGGACGUGGAGCUGAUUGAUCAUAGCAUCAGACGCAUAUCCUUUGUCCUGAAGGCGCAGCACAACAACGAAGUGAUGGCUGCCAUUUUGUCCAAGCUGAAGCUCUUCGAGAAGGAGGAGCAGAUGUACCACAAUCUUCUGCCCAAAUUCGAGAAGCUGUACGCGGUAGCCGGCAAGCGCAUACAGUUUGCUCCUCGGGCCUUCAAGGUGGACCGCGAUCCGGGUGUGGACUACAUUCUGCUGGAAGAUCUGCACCAAAAGGGCUUCAAGAACGAGAAUCGUUUGGCCGGCCUGGACCUGGAUCACAUGCAGAAGGCUCUGGAAAAGCUGGCUGCCUUUCAUGCGGCAUCCGCCUGCUAUGUGGAGCAUAAUGGCCUCUUUGGGGAGGAGUUUACUGUGGGUGUGUUUAGCGAAGCCAAUCGUAAGUUGCUCCAGGAGUUUAAUGCCUCGGGAGCCUUUCUGGCCCAGCUCAAAAAGUGGAAGAAUGCACAGAAGCUGUACGAGAAGUUGGCUGAUAGCGAUGAAUAUCUGGUGGAUCGACUCCUGCAGGAUCAGCAGUACAAUCCCAGGGAGUUCAAUGUGCUCAACCACGGCGACUGUUGGGCCAACAACAUAAUGUUCCAGCACGAUGCCUUUGGAGUCAUUAAGGAGACCCUGUUCGUGGACUUUCAAGUGGGAAAGUACGGCAGUCCGGCCAAUGAUCUGUACUACUUCAUCUUGUCUUCGGCUGCGCCAGAAUUGAAGACAGCCAAGUUCGAUUACCUGGUGCGAUACUAUUUCGAUAAUCUGGUGGAGAACCUAAAGCUGCUCCAAUACCACCGACCCCUGCCCAAGUUGAAGAAUCUGCAUGCGGCCCUCUUCCGCAAUGGGUUGGCUGCCUACAUGGUGGUGUCCAAGGUGCUGCCCGUCGUGAUGCUUGACAAGACCAACAAUGCCAAUCUGGAGAGUUACAUUAGUGACGAGUCCAAGAUGAAGAACGCCAUGUUCACCAAUCCCAAGUACGUCCAGGUGAUGACAGAGGUGCUGCCAUGGUUGGACAACCGCGGCCUGCUUGACUGGAAUUCCAAUAUUAGUCAAUUAUUUAUCAGAAUUAUACGUAAAUUUCUCAAAAUUGAAGGCUAUAAAUUUACUAUGAAAGUACCAAAACUCCCCGAAUGGGUGUCCGGCUUGUCCCUGGGACAGGCGGUCCAGUCUUAUGUGGAAAGUGGUGAUCGCAUUGUGGCGGUCCUGCCCAGCGUCCAUCUCAUACAGUACCGCAACUGCACCGUCCUCCUGCCCAUCCAAGUGAAGAUUCAGCUGCGAGACAAUACGGUGCGAAGACUGUCCUUUCUUCUGAAGGCCCAGCAUGGCAGCGAUAUCCAGGCCAAGAUCAUGGGCCAGCUAAAACUGUUCGUGCGAGAGCAUUACGUCUAUCACAACAUCUUGCCACAAUUCGAGCAGCUCUUUGAGGAAGCGGGCCAGAAGGUGUCAUUCGGUCCGCGUGCCUUCAAGCUGGACCACGGCAUCGGAGUGCGCUACAUCCUGAUGGAGAACCUCAAGGCCAGGGGAUACCGCAAUGUGGAGCGGAGUCAGGGCUUUGACUUGGAGCAUUUGAAGCAGGUGCUCCGGAAGCUGGCCCAGUUCCAUGCCGCCUCCGUCGUGUAUGUGGAGAAGAGUGGCGAAUUCAAGAAGCUCCUGACCAAUGGGGUCUACACAAAGGCCAACGAAGAAAUCCUCCAGGAAUUAAAUAACCCGGAAGUGUUUUUAUCGCAGCUUCGGCGCUUACGCAUUGGUGACCACUUCCACAAACAGUUUGUGGAUAAGGAGGAGGUUCUGGUUAAGAAGCUACUUGAGCUGCAUUCUCCCGACUCGGAGCAGUUCAAUGUCCUUAAUCACUGCGACUGCUGGGCAAACAAUGUCAUGUUCAAGCACGACGAUCAUGGGAAUGUGGUGGACACGGCCAUGCUGGACUUCCAGGUGGUCAAGUACGGAUCUCCGGCCAAUGAUCUGUAUUACACCAUAUUAUCGUCUGCUGAGAAGGACAUUAAGUUAACCGAGUUCGACAAUAUGGUGCAGUACUAUUUCUACCACUUGAUGGAUAGUCUUAAAGUCCUACAAUAUGGCAAAGUCCUGCCACAGAUCGAAUAUAUUCGGGAAAGUCUGAACAAGCAUGGCCUGGCAGCCUAUGUGGUGGUGACACGGGUCUUGCCCAUUACUAUGAUGAAUCAGUUUGAGGACGAGGUGAACGAACGAUAUGCCUCAAAAAUGAAAUGCUCCAUGUUCACCAAUCGCAAGUAUAUCCAGGCUAUGAAAGAGAUUCUUCCUUGGAUGGAGGAGCGAUCGUUGCUCAAUUGGAAAUGAUUUAGGUAUACAUAUACAAAUAUGAACAU